Molecule: messenger RNA, 1616 nt
Organism: Pseudophryne corroboree (corroboree frog)
Lineage: Eukaryota; Metazoa; Chordata; Amphibia; Anura; Myobatrachidae
Gene: TRIM63
Product: tripartite motif containing 63
Exons: 9
Coding region: 217-1284 (355 amino acids)
Biological process (GO): protein ubiquitination
Cellular component (GO): cytoplasm
Molecular function (GO): zinc ion binding; ubiquitin protein ligase activity
Source: RefSeq, a predicted model, not a curated record
GGACAGCAGAGAAAACAGGAGCUAAUCUUGGACUAACUGAAUCACACACAAGGCCAAGCAAGAGACAUUCACAGACAGGACUUCAGGGAAGAAAGCCGCAUACAAGACAAGGAAACUAAUUCUUAACAGGUGCAAAGAGAAUUACAAAUAGGUGAGAAAAGGUUGGAGAAGAGUUCCACGUUCAAAGGAUUGAGGAGACGUGAUUGUGAAAGUGCCAUGGAUUACAAUGCAGAUAUUAUCCGAGACAAUAAUCCUAUGGAUAAUUUGGAGAAACAGCUCAUUUGUCCUAUUUGCCUUGAGAUGUUUAACAAGCCUGUGGUGAUCCUGCCAUGCCAACACAACUUGUGCCGGAAAUGUGCCAAUGACGUGUUUCAGGCUGGAAACCCAUACUGGCCCACACGGACAUCUGUAUCUGGGGGUAAAUUUCGUUGCCCAACUUGUCGUCAUGAGGUCAUUUUAGACCGACAUGGAGUUUAUGGGCUACAAAGGAACUUACUUGUGGAGAACAUAAUAGAGAUCUACAAACAGGACUACACAAGCCGACCAGAGAAAAAAAAGGAAAAUCACCCAAUGUGUGAGAAGCAUGAAGAUGAGAAGAUAAACAUAUACUGUCUGAGCUGCCAAGUACCAACCUGUUCUAUGUGCAAAGUGUUCGGUGCUCAUAAAGACUGUGAAGUAUCUCCCCUCCAGAAUAUAUACCAGACUCAGAAGACAGAACUAAACAGCUGCAUAUCAAUGUUGGUCGCUGGUAAUGACAGAAUUCAGUCUAUCCUUAGCCAGCUGGAGGAGUCAUGUAAAACGAUAAAGGAGUGCAGUCAGAAGAAGAAGGAGUCUCUGAAUGUACUAUUUGAAGAACUAAACAAGAUCCUUCAGGAGAAAAAGACAGAGCUUGUGGAGAGGUUAUUAGAAGCGGAGGAGGAGAAGCUUACUUUUGUGCAUUCACUUGUAAUUAGAUACCAGGAGCAACUUCAGUCCUCAUCAGACCUGCUGCAAAGUGCACUUCAGGCACUGGAACAGCCUGGUCAUGCUACCUUCUUGCUGAAUUCCAAACAGCUUAUUAAAAGAAUUAUGGAGGCAUUUAAAGAGUGUCAGCUUGAGAAGACUGAACCUGGUUUUGAGAAUAUGGACCAUUUUACUUUGGACAUGGAUCAUGUUAAAGAUUGCAUGAGAAGCAUUGAUUUUAGCACAAGUUAUAAAUAUGAAGCGGAAGAGGAGGAUAUUGAGGAAUAUGAAGAGACAGAAGAAGAAAGACCUGAAGGGCAGCAAGAGCUCCUAAGUGUGUGAAAACCUCACGAGGUGGAUAAAAUAAAGGACAUCACAUGAGCUUGGAGGAUGGAGAUCCUGCAGGCUAUAACUCAGGACUGCUGCUAGUAAUAAGAGGACCUUUAUUUGUGGUCUUAUGAUCAGGGUGUAUAUAGUUGUUCAGCUGUAAUUUAUAAUUCUGUUGGGUGCUGUGAAACUGCAAUUGGGUUAUCAGGAACCCUUUGACAGCAAAUAAGGUUGGGUAAUUUGGUCACACUGUAAUGUGUGUGUAUUGUAAAUGUAAUGACUGUGAAACUUGAAUAAACUCUACUGGUGUAGCUGAAUGCAAUAUUACAUACAGUAGCAGAAUGCAA